This is a messenger RNA of Cylicocyclus nassatus, 434 nucleotides long. The record is from the annotation of a GenBank genome assembly. NCBI's taxonomy places the organism in Eukaryota, Metazoa, Nematoda, Chromadorea, Rhabditida, Strongylidae.
AUGGAGUCCCCCUGCGCGCUCCAGUCGCGGAAACCAUUUUUUGACGAUGGUGGAGUUUCUGAGAUUUUAUCUUCGCCGUACUUCGUAUUAGACGCUUUUGGCUUGUUCGCAGAUGAACUUCUUCUAAGUGCCUAUGAAUGCGCAACAUAUGCUAACAGUUACUGGCGUACCCUAGGAGAGAAUGAUGAUGAACGCGCGAAGAGGUUUGAUAGCAUGGUGAAAGCCAAAAUCACCUGGAAAGAAAUUGUUCGCACAGCGAUUGGAAGAGCAUUAAAAAAACGAACUCGAGACGCAGAAAAUGAACUCGAAUCACUUUGAAGCAAUUUUGUCGCCCAUCACCAUAACCUCAUUACCCUUUUUUUGGCCGAACACGUUCUCAUUAUCACCGCACUGAUUAGAAGAAUCUGCAUUUUUUAUUCCCUUUUCAUUUAAUU